AUGGUUCGACCCGUUCUCCCUCUCUUCCGACCUCUCUUACCUCAACCUAUACCUAUAGCUCGAUCCAUCCAUACCUCACCUAGGAUAUUACUCGCUACUCCAACAGGAGGAAGCAGGAACCCGUUCGCUCCUAGAACAGGACCGAAACACCUCACCCCAGGUCCAGUCAAAACUCCUAAUCCAAGAGAAACAACAACUGCAAAUGCAAAUUCGGAGGGAUCGAGACAUGAAGGUGAAGUAUCGACUUCAGGUGGAAGUUCAAUCUCAUCUUCUUCGCCGGCAAGUCAGUAUCCCGAUUAUUCAAAAGGUCCAAGUGCAUUAGAUAAAGCAUCUCAGUUAUUCUUCUUUACUGAGAUCGUAAGGGGAAUGUGGAUCGUAUUGGAACAAUUCUUCAGACCACCAUACACAAUCAUGUACCCAUUCGAAAAAGGACCUCUAUCACCUAGAUUCAGAGGUGAACACGCUUUGAGGAGAUAUCCCAACGGUGAAGAGAGAUGUAUUGCUUGUAAAUUAUGUGAAGCCAUUUGUCCAGCACAAGCUAUCACUAUCGAAUCUGAAGCUAGAGAAGAUGGGUCAAGAAGAACUACACGAUAUGAUCUUGAUAUGACAAAGUGUAUCUACUGUGGAUUCUGUCAAGAAGCUUGUCCUGUUGAUGCUAUUGUCGAGACUCAAAACGCCGAAUACUCAACUGAGACAAGGGAAGAACUCUUAUACAACAAAGAGAAACUCUUAUCCAACGGUGAUAGAGCAGAAGCUGAAAUCGCUGCAAACCUCCAAGCCGAUCAUUUCUACCGAUAA
Molecule: messenger RNA, 798 nt
Organism: Kwoniella shivajii
Lineage: Eukaryota; Fungi; Basidiomycota; Tremellomycetes; Tremellales; Cryptococcaceae
Product: NADH-ubiquinone oxidoreductase 23 kDa subunit, mitochondrial
Exons: 6
Coding region: 1-798 (265 amino acids)
Biological process (GO): mitochondrial respiratory chain complex I assembly; mitochondrial electron transport, NADH to ubiquinone
Cellular component (GO): membrane
Molecular function (GO): 4 iron, 4 sulfur cluster binding; NADH dehydrogenase activity
Source: RefSeq, a predicted model, not a curated record